This is a messenger RNA of Osmia lignaria (orchard mason bee), 1122 nucleotides long. RefSeq names its product protein Abitram. Gene Ontology annotation, biological process: regulation of filopodium assembly; dendrite morphogenesis; regulation of actin filament polymerization. Gene Ontology annotation, molecular function: actin monomer binding; actin filament binding. NCBI's taxonomy places the organism in Eukaryota, Metazoa, Arthropoda, Insecta, Hymenoptera, Megachilidae. The record is from RefSeq and is a predicted model, not a curated record. Gene Ontology annotation, cellular component: nucleus; lamellipodium; filopodium tip.
AUAUAUAUAUAUUAAGUAUUUUGUAUACAUCAUACAUGCUUCCAAGUAAACGUGAACUCAACCUACAAAUUUAUUGUUUCCUUAUUGCAGUGUUGAUUUUAUUAAUUACAAUUGUAAAAUUAUAUUGAGAAACAAAUGCUGAUAUAUAAAACAACAAUUUAACAAUGAAUGUUCUAUCAGACAACAAUGAACCAGUUACAAAAAGGGCAAAAUCUUCUGAUGACAUAGAUAAAGUUUCAUGUAAUGUGACAGACAUUUUAGAAGAAAAUAAUAUAGAUAAGAGUUCUGGAUGUCAAGAAAAUGCAAAUUUAACAGACAAUGAGGAUGAAGGAACAGCAUUAUUAGAUAAUGAUGAGGAUGAUAGUCUAUUCCCAUUUCCUCCAGAUGAUGAUAUUACAGACAUGUUACAAGGAGUAAAAUAUGAUGGAUCUUUUCCUACAAUUACAGAUAGAUAUUUUACUCCCUACUAUAAAUUAAAUGUACAAUGUCUUGGAGAUGAUAUUUGUAUUUUAAUGCAUAGUAAUCGUAUUUGUAUGCUUACUCUGGCUCCAAGUCAUGUAGUUUUUAGAAGUGACACACAAAUAACAAAAAUAGACUUUAAAGUUAGUGAUAAACUAGAUAGAGUUUUAAAUAAAGUGUCAGGUAAAAGUAAGCAUGGUGCACAACCUCUGCAAACUAAUUCCAACAUUUGUAUAAUUACUUGUUCAAAUGGACAAACAUAUAAAAUAAAAUGUUGUAUAAUUGGAAAAUUGGUGGAAGUAAAUGAAGCAUUAUUAAACAAUCCAAAACUUUUAUUGGAACCUCCACACAAAGGAGGAUACUUAGCUAUAGUGCUUCCAAAUAUAAAACUUUUGGAUAAAAUGAAGGAAUCCUUAUUAACUCAAGAACAAUAUAACUUGAAAAUGUUAGAGUGUCAAAAUGCUGCUAACCAUUUGGAAAUGUCUAAAAUAUGUACAAAUAGUUUGUUAAACAGUGAAUCAGAGAUAAUAAAUAAUGAUAGUCCAAUGAGGUGUAGUGAAAAUCUUGAUACAGUACAAAAAUGUUAAUCAUUUGCUAUGUAUUUUUCAUAUAAUUUUUAAUAAAUGUUUGUUUAUUUCAAAAUCAGAACAAACAUUGAAAUAA